Molecule: messenger RNA, 1395 nt
Organism: Grosmannia clavigera kw1407
Lineage: Eukaryota; Fungi; Ascomycota; Sordariomycetes; Ophiostomatales; Ophiostomataceae
Product: trichothecene 3-o-acetyltransferase
Exons: 1
Coding region: 1-1395 (464 amino acids)
Molecular function (GO): acyltransferase activity, transferring groups other than amino-acyl groups
Source: RefSeq, a predicted model, not a curated record
AUGUUGCUGGAAGACAAGUCCAAGAUCCUGUCCCUGACGGCCCUGGAGCGUGUCGGGCCCAAGGGCUACCUCCGUUAUGUUUUUCCAUUUGAGCUUCCUGAGAACUACGACAUGGCCGAGGUGGCCAGAGUGCUCCAGUCUGGCUACAACGGCCUGAUCCAGAAAAUUGCGGUUGUGGGAUGCGAGGCCGUACCGGACAACACGACGAAGCAGGCCGGUGUGAUGAUGCUGCAGGUGCUGGGUGAGGAUGAGCAGCAGCUGGUCGUCAAAGAUCUGCGGGCACCGGGGGCCUUCUGCAUGAGCUACGCCGAGCUCAAGGCGAAGAACUUCCCAGUAUCCGCGUUCGACGGCGAGCUGCUGCUGCGCCGCUCCGUGUGGCCGAGCCCGGGCGAGGAGCUGCCGAUCUCGCUGGUGCAGGCCAACUUUGUGCAGGGGGGCCUAAUUCUGACUUGGUGCAUCCUGCACAUGGUCGGAGACGGUAACACGUUCUUCACCUGGACCAAGGUCUGGGCCGAGGAGUGCCGACGGGCCGGUGGAGACGAGAUUGCAAAGCCGCUGAAGCUGGAUCCGGCCAUCUUUAGCGAUCGCAAGCUCGUCAUGCGAUCGACCGGCCGUCACCCCGGACGGCUCUCAGACCACCCCGAGUACACGCUCAUUCCCUUUACGCCGCAGGGGGCGCCACCCAAGAUGCUGUCGCAGGACCACCGCGGCCAGGUGUUUUACUUCUCCCCGGCCUCGCUGGCGGCUCUCAAGGCGGAGGCCUCGCCGGUCAAGGCUUCGAGGGCGCACCGCCAGAAGUGGAUCUCGACCAAUGACGCGCUCUCGGCACUUCUCUGGCGCACCGUGAUGGCGGUGCAGUCGCCGCUAGACUCGCUCGAAGGCGACCCCGUGUCGGUGUUCAACAUUGCCAUUGACGGCCGGCUGCGGACGGAUCCACCGGUGCACCCAAACACGCUGGGCUGCUUCCUCGAGUAUGUGGCCGUGUCGGCGCCGAUCCGGCAGAUCCUGUCGAGUCUCAGCCUGGCCGACCUGGCGGGGAUGGUCCGCAAGGCAAUCCUCCGGGCUGGCAAGCACUUCACUGGCGACGUGGUGACCAUCAUCGACGGGCUCGAGGACGUCGACCGACUCGUUCCGACGGCCUUUUUGGACGUGCCCGGCAACCACUGCGUGCAGUCGUCCUGGGCCAAUUUCGAGCUGUACGGCCUCGACUGGGGCUCGGGCCUGGGCAUGAUCCAGUCGGUCCGGUGCCCAGAAGUGGGCGUGAUCAAUGGCCUGCAGGUGGCACUGCCCACGCUGCCUGAUGGCGGAAUGGAGAUCCUCGUGGGGGUCGAGACAGAGGCCCUGGACAGGCUGCUGCACGAGCCCCUGUGGACCAGGUUUGCCGAGGCCCGCUGA